Episyrphus balteatus (marmalade hoverfly) is the source of this 4552-nucleotide messenger RNA. RefSeq lists its product as uncharacterized. Gene Ontology annotation, biological process: DNA replication, removal of RNA primer. The transcript has a single exon. The record is from RefSeq and is a predicted model, not a curated record. Gene Ontology annotation, molecular function: RNA-DNA hybrid ribonuclease activity; nucleic acid binding. Lineage: Eukaryota; Metazoa; Arthropoda; Insecta; Diptera; Syrphidae. The coding region runs from base 3230 to 4495 and encodes 421 amino acids.
ACCCCCGUGAUUGCUAUAAUGAUUUUUAAUUUCAAAUUAUAAAGUGUUUUUUAUUACAAAAUUAUUUUCAUUGACUUGGUCUUAGUUCCAUGAGCAAAGAUGUGCCAUCUGCCAUAUAAGAACCUAAGAUUGUUUUUUAAAAGCCGAUGUCUGAUUUAUUUUAUGCAAAAUGCAUAACCGGACCCACAGCCAUUAUGUGGAUUUGGGCGGUGACAUAAAAUAAUUAAUAUCUUGGAUGGGUCUUUGAUUUGGAUGUAUAUGAUGUGAAAUUCUUGCAGUGCCUAAAGAGCACUAACAAUGCAUUUUUUUUAACAAAAAAUGAAACAAGAUGACACAUCUUAAAUGAAAUUUUGUUCGUUAGAAAAAAAUUUUUAAACGAAGUAGAAAUAGGUUGCUACGUAGCAGAUACAUCAAAAUAAAUUAAUGAAGUAGAUCUGCUACAUAUGAAGUAAAUACUCAUCUCUGCCUCCAAGUUAUUGCUGUUGAAAUACAACACAAAACUAAAUUUACAUACAUAAAUAUAUAUUUACCACCUUAACAAAUAAUUAACAAAAAUGACCUUAGCAAUAUAGUCAAGUCGACUUUCCAAUAAUAUUCGGGGGUGAUGUAAACGCCUGGAAUACACUUUGGGGUUCCGCAACCACAAACAGAAAAGGUGAUUUAUUGGAAAACUUCUUUUUAGAUUCAAACCUAGUCAUCUUAAAUGACGGAUCGCCAACCCAUCUUUCAACACACAGUUCCCUUACACAUGUUGAUGUAACUUGCUGCUCACCAGAGUUGCUCACAAAAAUAACUUGGAAGACAUUAAAAGAUUCGCACAAUAGCGACCACUUCCCGAUAGUCACGACUUUAAAUACUGAAUGUAUAUCAAACACAAAACCAUUCGAACACAAAUUUAAAACUGAUUUAUCCAAUUGGACCUUAUUUAAACAAAAAAUCUCUGAAAACUUAAUCCAUAAGAAUCAAUCCUCAAAUAAUAAUAAAGAAGCUGCUGUUCUACUGAAAGCUAUCAGAAAUGCUGCAAACAUUUCCAUUCCCCAAUCCAAACCAAUUAAACGUAAACAAAAUGUACCUUGGUGGAAUCAUGAACUUUCAUUGCUACGUAAGGAAAAGAUGACUUCACUUAAGCAUUUUCAAGCAAAUCCUACGACACAAAAUCUUAUAAUAUACAAAAAAUCUAAUGCCAAGUUUCGACGAUUACUCAAAGCAAGCAAAGCAAAAAGCUUCGCCGAUAUCACUUCAAACUUAAACCCGAACUCCUCACCCGCCAAACUGUGGCAAGGUAUUCGUCAAAAGCCUCAGAAAAAACAAAUUUUUUCAAUACUUUUAUUGAAGAAAAAUUAAAUAUCUUGAAUAUAACAACACCACAACAAAUCACUAACCCUACAUCGAAACGAAUUGAAGAAUCUAUAACUUUCAUUGAGUUUCAAACCGCUCUUAUAAAAACAAAAGGAAAAACUCCAGGCAGAGAUAAAAUAUCUUAUUCGAUGUUGAAAAAUCUACCCGACCUGACAAAAAAAAGAAUCGUUACUUUAUAUAAUAACAUCCUAUUCUAUUCUGCCAUUCCCCAAAGCUGGAAGUCGGCUACAAUAAUACCCAUUCCAAAGCCAAAAAAAGAUAAAAAUACAAUUGAAGGAUAUCGCCCUAUAUCACUUAUCUCUUGUUUAUCCAAAAUAAUGGAAAAAAUAGUCGCAAAACGACUACUUUGGUUCGCCGAAACGAACAAAUUAAUCAGCCCUAACCAAAUGGCUUUUAAAUCCAAUAGAGGAUGCGCCGACGCUCUCCUCCAUAUUGACUAUUUUACUUCAAAAGCCUUAUCAGCUAAAAACCAUGUGUCCUUCCUCUCUCUUGACUUCGAAAAAGCUUUCGAUAGAAUCGGACUUCACAUCGUUUCGAAAUGGGGUGUUGGAAGAAAAAUAAAUGAAUAUGUAAAGUCAUUCUUAACAAAUAGAACAUUUUGUGUAAAAACAAAUAAAGAAUACUCUUCCAACUUCCCAUUACAUAACGGUAUACCGCAAGGAUCACCCCUUUCGGUGGCUUUAUUUAUUAUAGCAUUUGAUGAUAUUAACAAAAUUUUAGUAAACUAUAAAUCUCUUGAUCACUGUAUACAGGGUGUCCCGUAGAAAAUGGAUAAGCCUAAAAUGGCUGAUAGGUGCACUUUUGACUGUUCUGAAACCGAAUAGAAAAAGUUUCUAUCGCAACCAGUUUGGAAAAUAUUAGCUUUUUUUCGUUCAGUGUACUUUAAAUUUCAUCAUCUUACGUUUUCUUUAACCACAACCACGAAUGAAUGAAUUUUAUAAAUUUCUUAUUUUUAUAAUUUUCUACAAUAAUUGGCUCACUACAUAAGAAGUUAAAAGUUUUCAAAACUGUUGCAUCUUUUCUUUUAAAAAAUUUUAAAGUUAGUUUUUCGAUGCAAAAUGUAAAAAAAAAUAUUUUUUGAAAAUUUUUAAACAACUGUGGUAUAAAAAAAAUCCAUAGGAACGUAGGUGGCCAACUUUUUUAAAAAUAUGCGCUUCCAAAGGGGAUUGCAGAAUGGUAAAAGUUUUUAUCAAAUCUGGAGUUACAAGCAAGUUAUUGGUACCAAAGUGCAAAAAAAGCCUAUUAAUUUAAUAAAUUAUUUUCACUGUAAAAUCUUAAGUUUUUCACAUUGCUGCCACAAAUGCAUGGAUUCCAUCAGUUUUUUUAAUCAGUCAUAUCUUACAAUAAUUCUUCUUACACAUAACUAUUAAAAAAGCGUUAUAACCGUUGAACAAUGGCUAUGAAAAAAAUAAUUCAACUUUUUUUUAAUGCAAAGUAGAAAAAAAUAUUUUCUAUUCGGUUUCAGAACAGUCAAAAGUGCACCUAUCAGCCAUUUUAGGCUUAUCCAUUUUCUACCGGACACCCUGUAUAUGCUGACGAUAUAUAUGUAUAUUUUAUGCAAAAUCAAUGAUGUAAAUAAAAGUAAAUUCCUAUUUGAAUUAGCCCUUAAUGAAAUUUUAGAUUGGUCAAUAACAUCUGGCGCUAAAUUAUCAAUUCAAAAAUGUAAAUUACUCCAUAUCUGUCGAAAAAAAAAUUGUACAAACCCAACAUCAAUGUAAAUAAUGUAGUAAUCGAAAAUGUUAACAAAUUAAGUAUUUUAGGACUAGUUUUUAACACAACAUACACCUGGAAUACACACUGUCUAGAACUUAAAAAAUCGCUAGCUAUUAGGACUAACAUCGUUAGAUAUUUAGCAUCAAAAAAAAGUAAUAUGCAUAUAAACUCUUUAACGCACACUACUAGAAUGUUAGUCUUAAGUAAAAUUGAUUAUGGGUUGUAUAUAUACGGACACUCUCCUAAAUCAACUCUAAAAAUAAUCAAACCUACUUACCACAAUGCAGCAAGAAGAAGUAUAAACGCUUUCCCAACUAGUCCCAUUAUAAACAUACUUGCAGAAGCUGGACUGCCCACCAUUGAGGAACGAAGAGACGCUAUCACCGACAAACUUCUAGCGAAACUCGUGUUCACCAAAAACUCCAUCAUUUAUAACGAUGUUAAAAAUGCACUCGAGCUUAAAGUGGCAAAAAGAAUACCUUCUGCCAUCGCCUCGAUUCUUGCCAAAGCAGCCCAAUCAAAUCUGCCUACAAAAAGAGUCCGUAUUCCUACCCCACGAUAUCCUCCAUGGUCCAUCUAUAGAGAAUGCGUGAUAUUAACCUUAGCCCAACACACAAAAACAACCACCAGCAAAAAUGCUUAUAAACAACUCUUCUCAGCCGUUUCAUCCGAUUUAAAGGCUGACGGAUGGAAAUUUAUCUUCACGGAUGGCUCAAAAACAAGUAACAACACAUCGUUUGCAGUGGUGUAUGAAAAUGGUUCUAUAGCCUCCAUUGGUAAUCUACCGGAUUUCACUUCGGUGUUUACAGCGGAGGCAUUCGCCAUACUUCAAGCUACAAAAACCACAACGAAUAGCCACGAGAAGUACAUCAUAUGUUCUGACAGCAUCUCAGUACUUAACGCCGUAAACAACCCCAAAAAAAACACUGACAUUAUAUCCGAUAUAAGAUACCAGCUUGGAAAAUCCUCAAAAAACACGAAACUGAUGUGGACUCCUGGACACGUCGGUAUUCCAGGAAACGAAUACGCAGAUAUUGCAGCCAACUCAGCCAAAAACUCCCCUGUUUAUAGUUUUAACAUGUUCACUAAAUUGGAUUUGCUUAAAACUAUCCAAAAAACAACAAAAGCUAAUACUAUCCACAACUGGAGCCUUUAUCACCACCAUCACAAAAAAGUUAAUCCCGAAAAACUCACCAUCACUUAUCCCACAAACGUUUCUAAACAGAAAAUAUCAAAUUUCGUACGUUUACGACUCGGACACACCUCAACCUCACAUCAGCAUCUCCUCAACAAAAACACUCCACCACCACUUUGUGCAACCUGCCAUACAUCAUUGAACCUAACACACAUCUUGGAACAGUGCUCUGUAUUACAACCUAUAAUCAACAAAAUUUUUAAAGAAAAAUCAAUGUAUGAAGUUUAAAAACAUCCUAGUAUUCAAAAUAUAGAAGAUAUAUCUAAUUUUGUAAUAGAAGCUAAG